UGUACUACAUAUACAUUCAUGUCACGAUGAUGUUGAUGGCACACGUGUUGUUUGUAUCAAACGCAUGUUUCAAGCGUGGCGUCUUUGACAGUGUUUUUGUUUUAGUUUUUUUCCACUCUGCCAGGCCUCCUGAAAACAGCUUUGGGAUCCGUGGGCGCUCACAGCUCAGGCUUUGUCCCUCCCAUUGAUAAAAACCUCAAAGUGCUGACUCGGCUGAACUCCGCCCACUCCCACCGCCUCCACAUCCGGUUUGUAGCAGCGAGAUAUCCCGGCGACUUGUCCCUAAAACCUAUUGGGCCUUUGCUGCCGGGCUCCUGCGUCGCUCUUGGCCGGCGGCUGCUCGGAGCGGCUAAACCCCCAUCUAAUCUGUGGGAUUAGAUUAGUGCAUCUGCACAAAGAUGGGGAAACAACAACUCGACAUUAGAAAUCACUUUGAUUACGUGUUCUGCUUGCAAAUGAGAUGGAUCGGGUGACCUUUCCCCAAACCAAAUGGAACUAAAGAGAGGAAAGUGGCGCAAGAACCAAACCUUAAAUCUGAAGAGAAACAUUUACAAAUGUCUGGAUUUAAAUCUGGUUUAUGGAAGAAGCUCAGGUUCUUAUCAAUAUAUGACAGUUAGGAGAUUAGCAGGACUAGCAAGAUCUCUUCUAAAGAUCUUUUCUAUCCUUGUCAGUUUUCUUUUUUUUUUUUGGCAAUCCUCAAAAGGAGCAUCUGUUGGAACUAAAUCUAUUCAGGCGUUUUGAUUUGAUUCUGUUUUUACUCUCAGAUGGAAUUGUUUUGAAACUAAACCAACUGAAGACGUUUAGCCGCACUUAUUGCUUAUUCUAGAGAAAUGGAAUCAUUCACAGUCAGAACUCAUUCUUCCAAACUCUUUGUUUUCAGUCUGUGGGCCGGUCCCGUCCUGACAGCGCCUUCAGCCGGUUCACGGGUCAUCCUGUGUCUGCUUUUGGCUUUUUGACCUCUUUGUCUCGUUCCCUCUCAAUGCGGCAGGUUUGUUUUGGCAGCCACGGGUGUCUGGCGUGUUGGGGGGGUGGCACCGGGUCGCACCAGUCAUCUCGGAUUCUGCUGACUUGGUCCGACCCACCAUGAGAUAAUGGCAUUCCAGAGGGAUCCCAGCUAAAGCCGGUCUUUUUUGGUGGUCAGGUAUAUAAAGAGGAGGCAGCUGCAGAGACGGGGACGAACUCUCUGCGCCUCUCUGCUCUGGAAACAGAAAGUUAAACUGAAACAUCCUCUUCGUGUCAUCUUUGUGUGAUCUCCUGGACUCCAAGCCAAGCAGAAGCUUCUUUCUUCAGCCACUAUGGAUAUUGCCAUCCAGCACCCGUGGUUCCGGCGCACCCUGGGCUCCAUGUACCCGGCCCGACUCUUUGACCAGUUUUUCGGGGAGGGCAUGUUUGACUACGACCUCCUGCCCUACACCACUUCCACCAUCAGUCCGUUCUACAGACAGUCGCUGUUCCGCAACUUCCUGGACUCCUCGAACUCCGGCAUUUCUGAGGUGAGGUCCGACAGAGACAAGUUCACGGUUCACCUGGAUGUCAAGCACUUCUCCCCCGACGAGCUCAGCGUGAAGGUGAUCGAUGACUAUGUGGAGAUCCAGGGCAAGCACGGAGAAAGACAGGAUGACCACGGCUACAUCUCCCGCGAGUUCCACCGCCGCUACCGCCUCCCCUCCACCGUCGACCAAUCGGCCAUCACCUGCUCCCUGUCUGCCGACGGACUGCUGACCCUGACUGGACCAAAGGUCAGCGGGGGGGCCGAGUCCGGACGCAGCGAGCGCAGCAUCCCCGUCACCCGUGACGACAAGCCCAACGCUGCCCCCUCCUCCUAGAAUGGAGAUCCGCUGGAUAACCCAGAGAUUCCUUUACUAUCUUCUUCCUCCUCCUCUUGUAGUCCUAGUGCACCCUGAUGGGGUUUAGUUCCUAACCCCCCCUCUGUCAUGGAAAUAGUUCUUAGAGGGUUUCUCUGGAGAGAGGUGCUCAUUAACCCCCAAAUCCCUGCAUGUUUCUCCUGCUACGACUCCACCUAUCCUGAAGAACCUUCUACUUCCUGUCUUCAUCAUUCAUGUCCUUCAGCCUUGUUUAGUGCCUAUCUGCAGAAGUCCAAACUGAGAAAUAUAAUAAAGUUAACCAAACAACAAGCAGCGGAUCUGUGGAUCAUUAUUGCUCCGAGUUUAACUUCAAGAAUAAACGUUGUGACAAUGAAAAAGAAGUCUUGAAUCUGGGAAAAAAAAAGAUAUAUAAAAA
Messenger RNA from Oryzias melastigma (Indian medaka), 2241 nucleotides. It is a transcript of the gene cryaa, whose product is annotated as crystallin, alpha A. Gene Ontology annotation, biological process: response to heat; lens development in camera-type eye; protein refolding. The record is from RefSeq and is a predicted model, not a curated record. Lineage: Eukaryota; Metazoa; Chordata; Actinopteri; Beloniformes; Adrianichthyidae. Bases 1296 to 1826 code for a protein of 176 amino acids. Gene Ontology annotation, molecular function: structural constituent of eye lens; protein folding chaperone. The transcript is spliced from 3 exons.